Molecule: messenger RNA, 1437 nt
Organism: Penicillium alfredii
Lineage: Eukaryota; Fungi; Ascomycota; Eurotiomycetes; Eurotiales; Aspergillaceae
Product: AA9 family lytic polysaccharide monooxygenase
Exons: 1
Coding region: 1-1437 (478 amino acids)
Source: RefSeq, a predicted model, not a curated record
AUGUCUGUCUCCAAAAUUGCCGGGAUUAUCCUCGGCUCGACUACUUUGGUAGCUGGCCAUGGCUACGUGUCGGGCGCUGUGGUUGACGGCCAAUAUUAUGGUGGUUACAUUGUCGACAAGUACAGCUAUACGGACAGCCCUCCCAAGGUGAUCGGAUGGUCGGAAGAUGCCACAGACCUGGGCUUCGUCGACGGCAGUGGAUACUCCGACGCAGACAUCAUCUGCCACAAGAAUGCCGAGCCUGGUGCUCUGUCGGCCUCGGUCAAGGCCGGAGGCAAGGUCGAGCUGCAGUGGACCGAGUGGCCGGAAAGCCACCACGGCCCGGUCAUUACCUACCUGGCCGACUGCAACGGCGACUGCUCGUCCGUGGACAAGACGGCUCUCAAGUUCUUCAAGAUCGACCAGGCCGGCCUGAUCGAUGACAGCAAUGUUCCUGGCACAUGGGCUACAGACAAGCUCAUCAGUAACAACAACAGCUACACUGUCACCAUCCCCAGCAGUAUCGCGGCUGGAAACUACGUCCUCCGCCACGAGAUUAUUGCUCUGCAUUCUGCUGGAGAUCAGAACGGUGCCCAGAACUACCCCCAGUGUCUGAACCUCAAGGUCACCGGCGGCGGCAGCGAUGCGCCCACCGGCACCCUGGGCACUGCGCUCUACAAAAACACCAACCCGGGCAUCAAGGUCAACAUCUACCAGACCCUGGAUUCCUACAAGAUCCCCGGCCCAGCUCUGUACUCUGGUGCUUCCUCAGGCAGUGCCACCGCAGCCCCGAGCGGCUCUGCCUCUGCCUCUGCCUCGGGCAGUGGUGACUCGUCUCCAUCCGCCUCAACAUCCGGUUCUUCCUCCGCCGUGGGAUCCGUCACGCCCCUGCCAACUGCCAGCGCUUCUCCCGUUAGUGUCUCACCUCUUAGCACCUCCCCGGUCAUCCCGCCAGUCUCCAAACCCACCGGGCCCCCUCACCACUCUUCCAGCCGUAGGCAAAGGGUUCCUCGUGCCUCGUCCGGUCCUUCAUUCUCUGUUCCCUGGGGCCCUGGAUUCCCGCCAAAUGGGGGGGCUACUGCUACUGCCACUGAAACCGCUGUUCCUCAGGUUACUAACCAGCCUGCUCCUCAGACUCCUAGUUCCUCGCUGGACGACGUGACCGUCACUGCUAGUUCGCCGGGAGGCAGGGCGGCACAGAGCUCUUCGCCGGCUGAUGGAAACGCCCCUGUUCCCGUUCCCAGCUCCAGUGCUACGCCGAGCGCCGUGCCUAGCUCUGGCUCUAAUACCAGCUCGGACUCUGGCUCUGGUUCGGACUCAGGUUCCAACACCAGCUCUACCAAGGACUGGGCCUCCUACCUCGACUCCCUGACCGCCGAGCAGUUCCUCAACUUGCUGCGCCAGACCGUGAGAUGGCUCGCCACUGACAAGAAGCACGCACGCGACUUGUCGUCGUAA